Anthostomella pinea is the source of this 1986-nucleotide messenger RNA. Lineage: Eukaryota; Fungi; Ascomycota; Sordariomycetes; Xylariales; Xylariaceae. The record is from the annotation of a GenBank genome assembly.
AUGGGCAAAUCACGACGGAGCAGAGGCAAAGGCAGCCAGCGGCCCGACCCCAUCGCAAAGCCAGUCAAGCCGCCCUCCGACCCCGAGCUGGCCGCCGUACGCGAGAAGAGCAUUCUACCUGUGCUGAAGGACCUCCAGAGUUCCGAUCCCAAGUCCCGCACAACCGCAGCCGGCGCAGUCGCAAACAUAGUCCAGGAUACGAAGUGCCGUAAAUUGCUUCUGAGAGAGCAGAUCGUGCAUAUCGUGCUCAACGAGACCUUGACCGAUGCGAGUGUAGAGAGCCGCGCCGCCGGCUGGGAGAUUCUUCGCGUGCUCGUCGAAGAGGAAGAAGCCGACUUUUCUAUCCAUUUGUACCGGGUAGAUGUUCUCACUGCCCUGCAACAUGCUUGCGCCAAGGUCACUGAGACACUCACAUCAUUAGACCCUGUCUUCAGCAAAAGGACAAAAGCCGAGCAGGGCUUCUUAUGGAGUAUUGCCGAGUCGCUCACCGUUGUCCUCGCCUCCAUCGCCGAGGCUCAAGAUGAAGCACUGGACCAGGCUUCGCGCAGCGAGCAGAUAGUGCGCUUCCUAUUCACCCUUGUGUCUGCCGAAUUUACGACUGCCGCCGUUCUGAAUAGUGCCUUGUCGUGCAUGACUACGUUAUCCGAAGACAACCGGCAUUUUGUGGAGGCGAUCCUUGGGGAUAAUGCUACCCAAUGUUACAAGCACCUCGUGACGUUCAGGGGCGGUGAUGGCCACAAGGCCGUCCUGUCCUGCGCCGUCCUGCACAACAUAUUCUCCGUAAUGCAAUGGAACGACCAGAGCCCGGGCAGAGAUGGAGCUUGCGAUGCUGUGCUUAUCCCCACCCUCUUUCAGACACUGGAGCACACCGAGCUAAACGGGAACACGACGAACAGACACAGCUCAUCGAGUCCGGCCGAUGUCUUGCAGCUAGCUCUCGAGGUUCUAGCCUCUAUAGGCACCGCUUUGCAGGAAUCGCUCGAGAAAGGUAGCCGGUCAAAGGAGGAAGUCAUGGGAGGCGCGGAUGGCAAGGACGUUGCCAUGGAUGCCAUGGAUGCCGAUGAAGACGAGCAGCUUUCUGACGAUGACAAGCCAGCUGAUGAGGACGAUGAAAUGGACGAAGACGAGUUGCACGCAGAUCUGGAGAUGGUUACCGGGAUGGACGACGAGCCCGAGGUGUCUUCGGACAUCGAUGACCUACCCACACUAAAACAAUUCGUCCAGCAGGUGAUACCGCAAGCCGUAAGGAUAUCAAGAGCAAGCAGUGGAGACAGUGAGACAACGAAUCUCAUCCGCGGCCACGCUCUGACGACCCUGAACAACAUUGCUUGGACGGUCAGCUGCAUGGACUUCACCGAAGGGUCGAAUGCGGCCAUUCUGCGAGCUUGGGCACCAGCAGCACGAAUGAUUUGGAAGGACACAGUUACGCCAGUCCUUGGGAGCGACACUUCUGACGUUGCGCUGGCCACAAUCGUGACGAGUCUCGCGUGGGCUGUCGCCAGGACUCUGCACGAGGAGACCUUCCUGAGCGGUGACGAGCAGAAGAAGUUUAUGUCGUUAUAUCAUGCCUCCAAGAACCUCGAGGUAGACCAAGACGACCCGUUCCAGAGCCUAGGCGUGAAGUGCAUAGGAGUUUUGGGCCAGUUGGCGCUUGAUCCGGCGCCCGUUGCUCUCAACCGCGAGAUCGGCGUCUUCCUCAUCACAGUUGUUGCUGCUUUACCCGAGACGCCUGUGGCGGAUGCCGUGGAAGCCUUGAACCAGCUCUUCGAUAUCUAUGGCGACGAGAAAAAGGCAUGUGAUGCGGAGGUGUUCUGGAAAGACAACUUCCUACAGCAUAUGGAGGGCUUUGCGCCCAAGGUGAGAGCCAUGGUCAAGUCAGUGGAUAAGAAGAAGUCGCCCGAGCUGCGGAACCGAGCGGAGGACUCGAACCUGAAUCUCUCGAGAUUCAUCAAGUAUAAGCAGAAGCUUCAGUCAUCAGCUGACUAG